UUAACCCAAAUUGAUUAAUCACUUUAGUGGUUUAUCCUAAAGGAUAGCAAUACACACAGAUUAAUCAUACGUGCCCACAAAUAGAUUUAAUUAGAUUUAAAUCCAACAUCUCAAAGCUGCAGCCAUCAUCUCAACCCCCUAGACUUUCCUUCUCCAAUGAAUAUUCUUCCUCUUAAGACUUGGUCCAAUUUCGACUUCCAACUGUUUUGACCUCACCAAGUUACAUCUCUCCAUAAGCACCCACAUAUUUCACCCAAACAUUCAAGCAAUUAAAAAAGAGAAAACACUCAUAUCUCCUCAUUUCCAAGUUUACAAUUCAAUUCCGAAGCUGAAGGUAUGGUUGAAGACGGAUUGAAGCUCUACGGAACAAAGCUUAGCCCAUUUGUGCUUCGUGUCGAAUGGGCUCUUGAGGUCAAAGGCAUCAAGUACGAAUAUGUCACCGAGGACCUCAAGAACAAGAGCCCCCAACUCCUGGAGUACAACCCUGUUUACAAAAUGGUUCCGGUUCUCGUCCACCACGAGAACCCAGUAUGUGAAUCAAUCAUGAUUCUGGAGUAUAUCGAGGAUGUGUGGAAGAAUCAUGGAUCCUCAAUUCUCCCCUCGGAUCCAUAUGAGAGGGCCGAGGCUCGGUUCUGGGCUAAAUUCUCUGAAGAAAAGCAGUGCCUGCAGGGAUGUUUCGAGGUGUUCUCAAAGACUGGUGAAGAGCAGCUCAAGGCCGUAAAGGAGCUUCAAGAGAGGCUUAAAACACUUGAAGAGUACCUUGAAGGCAAAAAAUUCUUCGGUGGUGAGACUAUCGGGCUGGUGGAUAUUGUUGCAGGCUGGAUUCCUUCUUGGAUUCCCAUCAUAGAAGAGAUCGUUGGCAUAAAGAUAGUAGAUGAAGAGGAGCUGCCAUUGAUAUAUGCAUGGAUGCAUGAUAUCUUGGAGUUGGACCUAGUGAAGAAGACCAUGCCUCCUUUGGAUGAAGUGAAGACUCACAUGAGAAACAUUAGAGAGGAUGUUCUGAGAAAAACCAAUUGAUAGGCUAUACUUUAUUCACCCCAACCGAAAGGACCUUGUUCUGUCCCGAAUAAUUGCCUUUCAAUCUUCUUUCAGUAAUUUCCACAGUAAUAAAAUGCAUUACCAUCUGUAUGGAAAAAUAAUGAAUGGUAUAAUUUGUACCUGAUAUCAGGAAUUUUAUGAAUCUCGCCUUCAGCAUCCAUGGGCUGAGCAGCCUGUGGUAUUUCAAUGGUUCAUUGCUGUAAAGGGUAGAUAUUGUUGAGUAAGAUUCUGCAAUCUGCUGAUAUGCCAUUCACAUCUUGCCAUUCA
Messenger RNA from Asparagus officinalis (garden asparagus), 1305 nucleotides. Its product is annotated as glutathione transferase GST 23-like. Gene Ontology annotation, molecular function: glutathione transferase activity. The record is from RefSeq and is a predicted model, not a curated record. Gene Ontology annotation, cellular component: cytoplasm. The transcript is spliced from 2 exons. Bases 337 to 1017 code for a protein of 226 amino acids. Lineage: Eukaryota; Viridiplantae; Streptophyta; Magnoliopsida; Asparagales; Asparagaceae. Gene Ontology annotation, biological process: glutathione metabolic process.